This is a messenger RNA of Prorocentrum cordatum, 1113 nucleotides long. Lineage: Eukaryota; Dinophyceae; Prorocentrales; Prorocentraceae. The record is from the annotation of a GenBank genome assembly.
AUGCCUGAUAGUUACGAGCCCUUGGCGGCCGCAUCACAUCGUGAAGAUGGCCAAAGCGCUGGAGGUGGUGGUGGUUGUGAAGCUUGCGAAGCUCGGCCCCACGGCCUCGAGCCCCAGUUGACCGAGUUGUCCGAAGAGCUGCGGGCGGCGUUCCUGCAAAUGGGGCAAGUGCUGUGGGGUUCCAGCUUGCUCAUGCUAGGCGUGGCAUGGUUUACGAGCACGUGCAGUGCCGGCCUUCCGGUCGCUUGGUAUGCGAUUCCCGUUGCCGUCGUUGGUUUUGUCCUCGUGAAGGAGCGGUCCGUGAUCCAGCGCGUCCGUGACAAGAGCACAGGCAACCGCUACGUGAUGGAGGCUCUCAAAACAGUCGAUUCUCUGGUAUACUUGCAGCACCCCCUCGUGCUGAAGGCCUUCAGCGCGACGUUGAUGUUAGACAUCUUCACCGACGCGGUGCAGAUUGCACAAGCUAAGGACUGCGACGCCCUCAUCGCAGGGCAGUACGCGGAGUCUUGGAAGGACGUGCCGGCUUUGGGCGCGGCCGCCCAGCACGUGCAUUUAUGGUAUCUGUUUGCCGCCGUGCUCAUCAUGGUUUACUUGUUGCAAGGUGCUUUCGGCUUUUGCGUGGCCCUCGACGGUCAGCGGGGUGCGAGCUCCCUGGCAUACGAGCACUUGGCGAUCGCAGCGGAGUGGGCUGGUGCGCUAACAUCAACCCGGCUGAUGUUGGAGAUCGCCGAGGCGCUGGCCCCUUCCCAGGACGGAAUUCCAACGCCACGCGAGAGGCGCGUCGUCUUCUCUGCCGCCCGCAACGUUCUCUUCGAAAACGCCCCAGCAAUGUUCCUGACUGUCGCCUUUGUAGCGUCCCAGGCUGACAACCUGACCCCAUUCGGCACCGCGAAGUGCUUGUUCUCCUUCGCUUUGAGCGCCGGCGGGGCCCUCGGCAAGGCCAAGGACUCUUUCAGCUGCUUCGGCUUCGGACUCGGGACCUAUGUGGGGGUCGCGAUCGUCAUUUGCGUGCUCGGGGCCGUCGGCAAGCUGGUGGCAGUCUUCCUCUGCGACUCCCACUUCGUCUCUUACGUUACUUUCCAGUGCGUGAAGAAGGUGGGCGUCGACCAGUGA